AUGAGCCGCCCGUCCUCCGCCGGGCCCGGCGCUAGCAAGCCCUGCGGGAAGCCGCAGCACGGCCCGCCGCCCGCCGCCGCCAUCGCCGCGGCCGGCGCCGGCUCCUCCGCGGUGCCCGCCGCCGCCGCCGUCAUCGCGGGCCCCGGCGCGGCGGGCGGCGGCGCCGUGUCGCCGCAGCACCACGAGCUGACCUCGCUCUUCGAGUGCCCCGUCUGCUUCGACUAUGUGCUGCCGCCCAUCCUGCAGUGCCAGGCCGGGCACCUCGUGUGCAACCAAUGCCGGCAGAAGCUGAGCCUCUGCCCCACCUGCCGGGGCUCGCUCAGCCCCAGCAUCCGCAACCUGGCCAUGGAGAAGGUCGCCUCGGCCGUGCUCUUCCCCUGCAAGUAUGCCACAACAGGCUGUUCGCUGACACUCCAUCACACAGAAAAGCCAGAACACGAAGACAUCUGUGAGUAUCGUCCCUACUCCUGCCCAUGCCCUGGUGCCUCCUGCAAAUGGCAGGGAUCUUUAGAAGCCGUGAUGUCCCACCUAAUGCAUGCCCACAAAAGCAUUACCACCCUUCAGGGAGAAGACAUAGUUUUUCUCGCCACAGACAUUAACCUUCCAGGUGCUGUUGACUGGGUCAUGAUGCAGUCAUGCUUUGGUCACCACUUCAUGCUGGUGUUGGAGAAACAAGAGAAGUAUGAAGGUCAUCAGCAGUUUUUUGCCAUUGUGCUGCUCAUCGGCACUCGUAAGCAAGCGGAGAACUUUGCAUACAGACUGGAACUGAACGGCAAUCGUCGCAGGCUGACCUGGGAGGCAACUCCUCGCUCCAUCCAUGAUGGGGUAGCUGCUGCCAUAUUGAACAGUGACUGCCUAGUUUUUGAUACAGCUAUAGCACAUCUUUUUGCUGACAAUGGAAACCUUGGAAUUAAUGUGACUAUUUCUACAUGUUGUCCGUGAUAUAUUUGUGUAGUUAGUGAAACCUAGGCUGUCUGGACAUAGUGCUUUACAUUUACUAAGAGUUUUCUUUUUGUUCUUUUUAUUCUUUUUUUUUCUUUUUUUUUUUUUUUUAAUGAUCUUCAACUAUGUCUUCAUGUACAUUUAAGUUCCUAAAUAGCCAACAUUUUUAACUUUGGAGAGAAGAUGAACAAGAGUGUCCUGUAAGUAAUAAGAGCAGGAAAAGCUUUUUUAAAAAAAAUCUUGGGUGCCUUAGGAAGAUUCCACACACCUUUUUCCCUCUCUCCCUUUUUUUUUUUUUUUUUUUUAAAGGACUGCUUCCAUUAGACAUGUGGCUUAAGAGACUAGAAGGACUGCAUUCCUGCUUAGAAUGCACCCGAAAGCCCUUUCAGCAGGAAAAACAACUCUUUCUGACUUGCUCUCACCUACAUGCUUUCUUUAAAAGUUUUAGUAGGUGGGAAAGGAAAGACAUCCAAGUAAUUUCUCAAGUCUGAGAUGAGUAGUUGUGGCUCAGAGGGGAACAAUAGGUACUUGAGUGUUGCUCCUCCAUUUCCUGCUCCUUCAUUUCCUUAUUAGAGAGGGAUGGGCAUUGCAUCAUUUACUGUGCUUUUAAAAGAAAAAAAAGGGCGAAGGGACUGGGCUGAAACACUGCAGGUUUUACAGAGUUUGGGAAUUGCUAACUCCUGUCCACUUCGGGAAGUUUGGUCAGCCCAACACAUGACAAAAGUGCUCAUAGCUGGGUGCUGGUGAAAGCAGGAGGCACAAAUCUAAUCUCUCACAAACAGCUAGAGCUGAUAAUACAGAAGUAUAUUCAAGCUGUCUACAUGCAGCUUCCCUUGGAGACAUACUUGAUUGCUUAUUAUUGUAAAAGACUAAUUAGAAUAAUAUAGCAAGAGCUUUACAGCCAAUGUCAUGUCAUUUGCUAUUUAAGUUUUGUUGCCAUAUUUACUUUUAUUUUGUAAUAAAUAUUUUGCAAAAACUA
This is a messenger RNA of Rhea pennata, 1921 nucleotides long. RefSeq names its product siah E3 ubiquitin protein ligase 2 (gene SIAH2). The record is from RefSeq and is a predicted model, not a curated record. The transcript has 2 exons. NCBI's taxonomy places the organism in Eukaryota, Metazoa, Chordata, Aves, Rheiformes, Rheidae. Gene Ontology annotation, cellular component: cytoplasm. Gene Ontology annotation, biological process: proteasome-mediated ubiquitin-dependent protein catabolic process; multicellular organism development. Gene Ontology annotation, molecular function: ubiquitin protein ligase activity; zinc ion binding; ubiquitin conjugating enzyme binding. The coding region runs from base 1 to 942 and encodes 313 amino acids.